Messenger RNA from Opisthorchis viverrini, 1266 nucleotides. RefSeq lists its product as hypothetical. NCBI's taxonomy places the organism in Eukaryota, Metazoa, Platyhelminthes, Trematoda, Opisthorchiida, Opisthorchiidae. Gene Ontology annotation, molecular function: translation initiation factor activity; RNA binding; ribosome binding. Gene Ontology annotation, cellular component: eukaryotic translation initiation factor 2 complex; eukaryotic 48S preinitiation complex; eukaryotic translation initiation factor 2B complex. The record is from RefSeq and is a predicted model, not a curated record. The transcript is spliced from 6 exons. The coding region runs from base 58 to 1047 and encodes 329 amino acids.
CUGGGUUGCUUGCUGAGACCCCAAACCACUCUUUUGCCAAUAGUUCAUUCAGAGACCAUGCCAUUGCAGUGUAGGUUUUACGAGAAUCUCUACCCAGAGAAAGAUGAUGUCGUGGUUGUGAAUAUAACGUCCAUACAGACCAUGGGGAGCUAUGUUGAGCUGUUGGAGUACAAAAAUAUCGGGGGCAUGAUCCUCCACAGCGAGUUAUCUCGCCGUCGUAUCCGGUCGAUUAAUAAACUGGUUAGGGUUGGAAGAACUACAGUUGUAAUGGUAAUUAGGGUGGAUAGCGAAAAAGGUUAUAUCGAUUUGUCGAAGCGCAGAGUUUCUUCAGAAGAAGUAGCCAAAUGUCAAGAGAAAUUCGCAAAGGCCAAAGCGGUGAAUCAGAUUCUUCGGCACACUGCAGAGAAGUUGGGUUACGAGACGGAUGAGCAGCUUGAGGAACUGUGCAAAAAGACCGCUUGGUACUUCGAUAAUAAAAUGGGGAAGCGGGCGGCCUCGUAUGACGUCUUCAAACGCGUUGUAAAUACUCCCAGCAUAUUGGACGAAUGCGAUAUAGACGAGCAUACACGCGAGGUCCUCAUCAGCAAUAUCCGCCACCGGCUCAUGCCACAAGCAAUGAAAAUUCGUGCGGACUUUGAAGUAUCUUGUUUCACUUUCGAAGGGAUUGAUGCCGUGAGGCGUGCUCUGCGAGCUGGUUUGGAACUUAACUCGGAAGAGCUACCUAUUCGAAUCAACUUGAUCGCUCCACCACUGUACGUUCUUACAGCGCAGACGAUGGAGUGGGCAGAGGGAUUGGAGCACCUGAACAAGAUACUGGAGACCAUAAGGACCUCCAUCGAAAGCCAAGGCGGUUCUUUCAAAAUACAACAGGCGCCACGACUUGUAUCAGACACCGAUGAAGCUGAUUUGCGCCGACAUAUGGCUGAAUUGGAAGAAGCGAAUCGCGAAGUUUCCGGGGAUGAAGAUAACGAUGAAGAGGCCGAAGGGGAUGAAGAUGAAGAUGAGGACGGCGAAGAUGUUGACGGUGCCUCAGACGGCGAUGACUGACUUUACUGAUUCCUUAUUUUUCAUCCGGUUCCCCGCCUCCAAUCCCUUUGUACUCUGCUUCGCGGAUGGUGCGAAAAAAGAUCAUUUCUGGUGUUAUGAUAUACUGGACCUUCUUGUUCUAUUGCUCUAUAGUUGAACUACUUGAAACAGACUUACCGACGUAGCAGGUCCAUAUAAGUUCACCCUAUUUCAUUCUUAUAGUGCGAUGGUCUGAGAAGA